Penicillium bovifimosum is the source of this 2202-nucleotide messenger RNA. RefSeq lists its product as uncharacterized. The record is from RefSeq and is a predicted model, not a curated record. Gene Ontology annotation, biological process: protein dephosphorylation. Bases 1 to 2202 code for a protein of 733 amino acids. The transcript is spliced from 3 exons. Gene Ontology annotation, molecular function: protein tyrosine phosphatase activity. Lineage: Eukaryota; Fungi; Ascomycota; Eurotiomycetes; Eurotiales; Aspergillaceae.
AUGACAGGCCCAGGACGCUCACCCUCUUCGCCUUGGGUGCAGAAUGCCCAGGGUGGUCAUCAUGAUGUUGGUGUCUCACAGACCUUUCAGUCUACCAUGUCGCCAUCCAAUAUGGGAACGAGGUCGAACGCUGCUUUUACAGAACUCUCAAGUCCUAAUUACUUCGGUAUGGCUGUGCAAGAUUCCAACGACCAACAAUCUUCCCAUCUAGGGACGCCAGCGCCCAAGCACUGGGGCACACUAUCCAACACGCAACGAGUACUGAGUGCAAAGCCACACGAAUCUUCGCAGGAACCAGUGCAAGCAGGGUUGAUGAAUUUUUUCCAGAAUGAACCCGAAACUAACCGGAUGCACCGGGGGUCGCCUGCUUCAUGGUCACAGCCCUCACCUGCACAUUCACCAGCAAACGUUUCACUCGGACAACACGGCAGAUUGAAGCCCGCAACCCCAAAGAACUCAGUGCACACUUCUCCAGGGGCUACUCCCGCAUCAUUUCCCUGGGUGUCACCUGAACGAUGCGCUGAACUGCUCGAGUCAUCUCAAUCAACCAUGAUGCUAUUCGAUGUUCGCCCUUUCGCUCAUUUCAGGCAGGCCAAUAUCAAAGGCUCACUCAACCUAUGCAUUCCCACCACUCUACUCAAGCGUCGAUCAUUCGAUACCCAGAAGUUAGAGGGCACUUUCACCGACGACGCCGAUAAACAGAGUUUUGCUCGGUGGAGGAAUUGCGAUGUAAUCAUUGUCUAUGACUCUGCCGCAGCUGACCCAAAGGAUGCAGCACCUCUUCUCAACGUUCUCAAUAAAUUCCAGGCAGAAGACUGGAAGGGAGAGGGCUUGAUAUUACGAAACGGGUUUCAGGGUUUCACUGCUCGGUUUCCCCAUCUGAUUCGACGGUCCCAGACGCAAACGACUGGCACAUCCAAACGCCCUUCUCCCAUGAUCAUUGACAUGCAAUCUGUUGCUCCUGUCGUCGGCGGUUGCGCUCUACCGGAAUCAUCCUCUGCAGCCAAUCCCUUUUUUGGAAACAUUCGACAGAAUAUGGAUCUUCUGGGUGGAGUCGGCCAGGUCGCGUUGAAACAGCCCGAUCACUUAACGGAUGCGAAGCGACAGAAACUGCCGUCCUGGUUGCGGGGCGCCUCUGACACAAAGGACCAAGGGCAUAUUGUCUCGGACAAAUUCUUGGCUUUAGAGAAGACGGAACUAGAACGCAUGAAACAGGCGUUAACUUAUGAAGGUCCUUCAGCGGAUUCCGAUAGCGGGCAUAAGAAAUAUCGCGUCGCAGGGAUUGAGAAAGGCACGAAGAAUCGUUACAAUGACAUUUAUCCAUUUGAUCAUUCCCGCGUCCGACUCGAGGGGAUUCCUUCUGGGGCCUGUGAUUAUGUGAACGCAAAUCAUAUCUCAGCUGAACUUAGCAAUCGGAAAUACAUCGCCACACAGGCCCCCGUUCCUGAUACGUUCAAUGACUUUUGGCGCGUGGUAUGGGAGCAAGAUGUUAGACUUCUCGUCUCUCUCACGGCAGAGGUUGAGCGAGGACAGGUGAAAUGUCAUCGAUAUUGGGAGUCUGGGAAUUAUGGUCCCUUUGAGGUCAAGGCCUAUUCGGAAAAGCAAAUCUCCAUUGAAUCAAAGGGCAAACCCAUCGAUCCAACCGUCGGUGAUCCCAAGGCAUCGGCCGAACAAUCUGACGGGACAAACGAAAACCCAGUCAUCACCGUACGCCAUUUCAGCAUUCGCCAUACGUCGUUUCCCUUCCAACCGCUCCGUGAUAUCACGCAACUCCAGUAUCCUUACUGGCCGGAUUUCGGGACAACGUCCCAGCCUACACAUCUUCUUCAUCUGAUUGAGCAGUGCAACAAGGUCAUUCGCGCCACCAGCAACACCAGCUUUGGUAGUCAGGAAGCAGAACCGAAGGGUCAACGACCAAUCCUGGUGCAUUGCAGUGCAGGCUGCGGUCGAACGGGCACUUUCUGCACCGUCGAUAGUGUAUUGGACAUGUUGAAACGUCAACGUGCACAAGCCGCCGGUGGGGAAGACAUGGAUCAGAAUCCCAUCGAAUCUUCCGAAUGGAUCAAGGAUUACGAUCUCGACUUAAUCGAGAAGACCGUCGAAGAUUUCCGAAAACAAAGACCGAGCAUGGUACAGAAUCUGAGUCAGUUCGUGCUCUGUUAUGAGAGCGUGCUCGAAUGGCUCGCUUCUGAUAUGAAGUAG